AUGAAUAAGAUAAGAUGCAGUGAUCCAGUGUCCUUCUCUUUCGCACUGGUGAAUCUGUUCUCAUGUUACCUCACGCAGCACAUCUCUCCAGAGAGCAGAUCUGUUUCAGCAGAGUCCACAUGCAAGCUGAAGGCAAAGUUCAACCUGAGCGGCUACAAGAAUGUGGAAAAGAAGAAGGUUGUAAUUGGGGGCAUGUUUCCUGUGCAUAAGCGUAUUGCAUCCAGUGAUGGAAACACUUCAAGGGUGCCUGUGUCUUCAGGAUGUGAGGGGUUUAACUUCCGAACCUUUCGCUGGACCCAAACCAUGCUGUUUGCCAUCAACGAAAUCAACAAGAGGACCGACCUCCUCCCCAACACAGACCUGGGCUACGUCAUCUACGACUCCUGCUUCACCAUCUCCAAAGCCGUGGAGGGCACCCUCACCUACCUGACAGGCCAAGAUGAGGCUGUACCCAACUACCGCUGUGGGACUGGGGCGCCUCUUGCAGCUCUAGUGGGCGCUGGGGGCUCUGAUCUUUCUAUCGCCACUGCUCGGAUACUUGGACUGUAUCACUUCCCACAGGUCAGCUAUUCUUCUUCAUGCUCUGCCCUCGAGAGUAAGUUCCAGUUCCCCACCUUCCUGAGGACCAUUCCCAAUGACAAGCACCAGUCUACAGCAAUUGCCAAGCUGGUGCUUCACUUUGGCUGGACUUGGGUCGGCACCAUAGCUGCUGAUGAUGAUUACGGCAAGUAUGGCAUCAAGGACUUCAAGGAGCAGGUGGAGGAAGCUGGUGUCUGUAUUUCCUUCUCUGAAACCCUACCCAAGGUGAGUUCCCCAGAGGAUAUUCAGCGUAUUGUUCAGACUGUAGUUGAGGCCACGGCCAAGAUCAUUGUCGUCUUCUCAUCGGAUGUGGACCUUAGUCCCCUUAUUGUUGAGUUGCUCCGUCACAAUGUGACCAACCGCACUUGGAUCGCCAGUGAGGCCUGGGUGACCUCUGCUCUCAUCAACCAGCCUGGGGUGAGCUCAGUAAUGGGUGGUACUCUGGGCUUUGGAGUAAAAAGGGCAAACAUACCAGGCCUUCAGCGUCAUCUGCUGGAUCUGGAUCCAUAUGAUGAUCAGCUCACUGAGGAAUUCUGGGAGUCGUUGUUCAACUGCACGCUGAGCUAUGGCACAGCUGUGAGGCAGUCCAAGCAGAGGGUCAAAGACGCUAACAGCACACUGUCCAUAGCAGUGAGGGGGAUCCCUGACGGACUAUGUACAGGACUGGAGUCCCUGGCACAGCUCAAUAACACCUACUCUGAUGUUGCCCAGUUACGAAUCACUUACAGUGUGUACAAAGCUGUGUACGCCGUGGCCUAUGCACUGCACAACCUGGAGCACUGCGAAGCUGGACAGGGACCGUUUAAUGGAAAAAAUGAAUGUGCAGACAUCAGUAACUUUGAGCCAUGGCAGCUGAUGUACUACCUAAAGAAUGUGCGUUUUAAAGUGCCACACACAGAAGAAGAGAUCUACUUUGAUAACGGGGAUGUAGAAGCAUUUUAUGACAUCCUUAACUGGCAGGUCAAUAGUGAAGGGGAGAUAUCCUACGUCACUGUAGGACACUACAAUGGCUCACUAGCACCUAAGGACAGGAUGACCAUAAUGAAUGAUUCCAUUUUGUGGAACAAUGAAGCUUUGGAGCCCCCUCGGUCAGUGUGCAGUGAGAACUGCCAGCCAGGCACCAGGAAGGGAAUCAGACAGGGAGAGCCAGUCUGCUGUUUUGACUGUAUCCCAUGUGCAGAUGGAGAAAUUAGCAACACAACAAAUGCUCGUGAAUGUGUCCUGUGCAGUGGGGACGACUGGUCCAACGAGGCUCAUGAUGCCUGUGUACCAAAAAUCAUAGAGUUCCUGGCCUUUGGAGAGCCACUGGGGAUCACUCUCAUCGUCAUCUCAGCUUUUGGAGCUCUGGUCACAAUUGGCGUUGGGGUGGUGUUUGCUCUGAAUAUUGGCACCCCCCUGGUGAAAGCAAAUGAUCCUCUGUUGAGUUUCUCACUGCUCUUUUCGCUGGUGGUGACCUUCCUCUGCUCCAUCGUUUUCCUGGGAGAACCUCAGGACUGGAGCUGCAUGACCAGCCAAGUAGGCCUAGCUCUAGGCUUUGCUCUCUGCCUUUCCUCUCUCAUGGGUAAGGCUGCUAUAUUGAUGCUGAGAGCUCAGGCAUUGAAAGCAGCUCGUACCAGACACAAGGCAGCUGCAAAAGCUGCCAAAGCUGCUGCUGAAGCAGCAGCAAACAAUGGAAAUCCAGACGUCAUUGUAACCAACACACUCAAUAACAAUGAUGCUAAUGCUUGUGCUAACCCAGAAGUUGACACUCUCACAUGUGCCCACCAGAGGGCAAUAGCUGCUCUGGCAACAUUAAUACAGGCUAUAGCAUGCACAGUGUGGCUCAUCAUCCUCCCUCCACAUCCAGUCAAGAACACCUCUGCGCAGAAUAUAAAGAUCAUCCUGGAAUGUGAUGAAGGCUCUGUGGUCUUCAUUUGUUGUAUCUUUGCCUAUGACAUUCUUCUGGCUCUUCUGGCCUUCAUCUUUGCCUUCAUAGCGCGCAAACUGGAGGAUCAUUUCAGUGAGGCAAAAUGUGUGACCUUUGGCAUGCUGGUCUUCUUCAUCGUUUGGAUCUCCUUUGUCCCGGCUUACCUCAGCACACGCGGAAAGUUCAUGGUUGCUGUCCAGAUUUUUGCCAUCCUGGCAUCCAGCUUUGGCCUACUGACCUGCAUCUUCCUGCCCAAGUGUUACAUUCUACUGGUUAAACCUGAACGCAACACAGAGGAGAUGAUGAGGCCCCGCGCCAAACCACGUGAUGGGACAUCAACUGGAACCUCAGCAUCACUUGCUACAACCGCUACUGAGGUUGCAUCCACUGCGAUUGAUGAUUAGAGGACCAGUAUGAAGAACUUAACUAGGCCACAAAAAUUAAGUUGUAAACAAAAAAUGUAGUUGGCAGAAAGAAAUGUUAAAAAAAAACAUUGACAUCAAUACCAUAUAUCAAUGCGUAGGAAACUUCUACCUCUUA
Molecule: messenger RNA, 3025 nt
Organism: Notolabrus celidotus (New Zealand spotty)
Lineage: Eukaryota; Metazoa; Chordata; Actinopteri; Labriformes; Labridae
Product: vomeronasal type-2 receptor 1
Exons: 15
Coding region: 1-2889 (962 amino acids)
Biological process (GO): G protein-coupled receptor signaling pathway
Cellular component (GO): membrane
Molecular function (GO): G protein-coupled receptor activity; olfactory receptor activity
Source: RefSeq, a predicted model, not a curated record